Molecule: messenger RNA, 807 nt
Organism: Lampris incognitus (smalleye Pacific opah)
Lineage: Eukaryota; Metazoa; Chordata; Actinopteri; Lampriformes; Lampridae
Gene: syndig1l
Product: synapse differentiation inducing 1-like
Exons: 3
Coding region: 1-807 (268 amino acids)
Cellular component (GO): intracellular membrane-bounded organelle; membrane
Source: RefSeq, a predicted model, not a curated record
AUGGAGAAUCUUAGCGAGCUGCAGAACCCCUUGCUAGACAAGAACAGCAAGCACAUGGUCAGCGGCUACGGAGGCGACUUCCCCAACAACCAGUACCAGGAAAACAUCAUCAAUUAUUUCGUCGGAGGCGGGGGGGUGGGCAUGGGAGGGGGAGGGAAGGUGAACAACGGCAACGUGGUCAGUGGAGGAGGCACUGCCACCAACGGCAAGAUGAAAUCCCAGCAGCUUUUGGACGCCACCUCUCUGCACCUGGCGGUGGAGGCCUUCUACAGGCCCAACUUCAUCCUGUACAAGGAGGACAGUGGCAGCAUCAAGGCUAAGGAAUACAAAAGUGAGUGCUGCGAGACUACUUUCACGGAGAAGAAGGGGAAGGAGGCGUGCAGCACCAUGGCCGGGGGGGACGCGCCCGCCCCAGAGGAACCCCAGCCCAAGAUGCUAGAGGACAGCGAGCAUGUAAAGAUCCAGACGGUCUCGUACGAGGUGGAGGAGGAGGAAUACGUGGAGUAUGAGACGGACUGCUCCAGCGAUAGCGAGAGUGAGGAUAACUUCAUAGUGGUGCCUCCACGAGACCAUCUGGGCCUGGCCAUCUUCUCUAUGCUUUGUUGCUUCUGGCCUCUGGGAAUCGCGGCGUUUUACUUCUCACAGGGGACCAGCAAGGCAGUGAAUAAAGGGGACUUCUCACUGGCCAACAUCGCAUCCCGAAGGGCUCUGUUCCUGGCUGCGCUCUCCAUCACCAUAGGCACCGGUGUGUACGUCGGCGUGGUGGUAGCCCUCAUCGCCUACUUGUCGAAACCGGGACACAUAUAG